UGAGGUAUCAUACUACAAUGGAACCUAGUCUGAGACCAAACAAUAUGAAGCUUUAUUUUAUUUUCGUUUUCACCUUUCACUUCUACUUGAUUGUUUUAUCUUAUUCCAAAUCAAUUAUCAAAACAAUUCCAGGAUAUGCAGGAGAUCUUCCUUUUAAACUUGAAACCGGGUAUAUUGGAGUAGGGGAGAAGGAAGACAUACAAUUGUUUUACUACUUUGUUGAGUCAACAAGGAACCCACAUGAAGACCCUCUUAUAUUUUAUAUUCCCGGUGGACCUGGUGCUUCUGCGUUAAUCACAUUCUUAUAUGAAUUAGGUCCACUUAACUUUGAUUUGGAUAAAGGUCUGGAUAAUAUCACAUUAAUACUGAAUCCAACCACAUGGACACAGAUGGCCAAUAUCAUAUUCGUGGAUAUACCGGCUGGUGCGGGUUUUUCCUACGCUGAAACAAAAGAUGGAUGGAUUAGCAGCGACAACAUCCUGGCUGAUCAUGCUAAUGCGUUCAUAAAGAAGGUCGAACUAAAAUUACACAUAAUCUAA
Lactuca virosa is the source of this 539-nucleotide messenger RNA. NCBI's taxonomy places the organism in Eukaryota, Viridiplantae, Streptophyta, Magnoliopsida, Asterales, Asteraceae. The record is from the annotation of a GenBank genome assembly.